AUGGCACUAACGGCUGGAAUCCGAAUGCUACAUCCACCACCAUGUAGCCAAUUGGUGAUCAACGUCGCCAACUGCAACGGAGCAAAGCCAUGGCAAAUGGCCUUUCUGAUCGGCGGACUCGGAUUUCUGGUCAUUGGAGUCGGCGGCAUCAGGCCAUGUAAUCUGGCAUUUGGAGCAGACCAAUUUAACCCCAAUACAGAAUCAGGCAAAAGAACAGUCAAUAGUUUCUUCAAUUGGUACUAUUUUACCUACACUUUCGCAGCAAUGAUCUCUCUUACAGCCAUUGUCUAUGUCCAAUCUGAUAUCAGCUGCUUGGGGUUUUCCAUUCCUGCAUUUUGUAUGUUCUUUUCAUGCUUUUUCUUCUUCAGAAUUUAUGUCAGAGUGAAACCAUUUGGCAAUCCUUUGAUAAAUGUUGUGAAUGUUGCUGUGGUUUCAUUUAAGAAGCGAAAGUUGAAGCUGCCUGAAUAACCACCAAUUGCAUCUCUUUUCAACUAUGUUCCAACCAACUCCAUUAAUUCCGGGCUUUGUCAUAGCAAGUAGUUCAGGUUCCUUGACAAGGCUGCAAUUAUAACUCAAGAAGACGAAAUCAAUCAUGAUGGAUCAGCCGCUCAUCCAUGGAGGCUUUGCAGCAUUCAGCAAGUUGAAGAACUGAAGUGCAUUCUAAGGAUCAUUCCUAUAUGGUUUACCAAUAUCAUUUACUUUGCCCCCAUAGUCCAUCAAACUUAUGGAGUGUUUCAAGCUCUCCAAUCUAAUCGCCGUCUAGGCGCUUCUGGUUUCAAGAUACCGACAGCCUCCUUCUACAUCUUUACAAUGAUUGGCGUCACCGUCUGGCUACCAAUCUAUGACAGAAUUCUCAUACUGGCUCUCCGUAAACUCACCGGAAAAGAAAGUGGCACAACUCUUCUCCAAAAGAUGAGUGUUGGCUUGGUACUCAACAUUGCAACCCUUUUUCUCUCUGCUUUUAUUGAAAGUAGGAGAAGGCAUUUAGCUCUUGAAAAACCAAUUGGGACAGAAUUUGGAAGAGGUGCCCUUUCUUCAAUGUCUAGUUUGUGGUUGAUACCUCAGUUCAUCUUGAUAGGCAUUUCUGAAGCUUUCACAUCUAUUGCUCAUAAUGAGUUCUAUUACAAGUAAGUUCCAGAGAACAUGAUAAGCAUUCGAGGGUCUUUCUUGUUUGUUGGGUAUGCAAUAUCUAGCUACUUGGGAAGUUUGUUCAUGGAAAGACAAAGGAGGGAGGUGCCAAUGUGGGAUUGGUUGGCUGAAGAAUUUCUACUGUCUAGAUGCUGGAUUGCAAAUCUUAAAUUUGGUUUAUUUUUUAGUUUGUGCAAAGUGGUAUAGGUACAAAGAAUUUGGUAGCA
This is a messenger RNA of Benincasa hispida (wax gourd), 1355 nucleotides long. Its product is annotated as protein NRT1/ PTR FAMILY 2.10. Gene Ontology annotation, molecular function: transmembrane transporter activity. The record is from RefSeq and is a predicted model, not a curated record. Gene Ontology annotation, biological process: transmembrane transport. Gene Ontology annotation, cellular component: membrane. Lineage: Eukaryota; Viridiplantae; Streptophyta; Magnoliopsida; Cucurbitales; Cucurbitaceae.